Molecule: messenger RNA, 1003 nt
Organism: Malus domestica (apple)
Lineage: Eukaryota; Viridiplantae; Streptophyta; Magnoliopsida; Rosales; Rosaceae
Product: style cell-cycle inhibitor 1-A-like
Source: RefSeq, a predicted model, not a curated record
GGUUUUCCGACCCGAGUAAGGCAGGGUUUCCCCUCCCUAGGUCGCGUCUCUCUCUCGCUCUGUCUCUGUAAUUCUCUCUGCAAUUCAAAUGGGAAGCGACCGGAAAUCCGAGGAGAAGAAGAAGAGUAGGAAAAGGAGCCCCUCUUCAUCUUCCGAAGAUGAGGGAAGAGGCAAGAGGCAGAGAACAGGAGAAGAUGAGGACAAGAAGAGCAGGAGGAGUGAUAAAAAGGACAAGUCAAAGGACAAGAAAAAAUCUCAUAAGCACCCAAAACACCGUUCCGAUAAGGAAAAGAAGACAAAAGAUAAGCACAAAAGUAAACACCACAAAGGCGAUCGCCUCUCGAAAAUUGACUUCCAAGAGCUGUCGAAUGAUGACUAUUUCCUCAAGAACAAUGAGUUCUCUACGUGGCUGAAAGAAGAGAAAGAUGUGUUCUUCUCCGAUCUUUCAUCAGAGUCCGCACGCCAACUAUUUGCAGACUUCGUGAAAGUUUGGAACAAACAAAAACUUGAAUCCAAGUACUACGAGGGGAUCGCAAGUGGGCCCCGGUGUGCCCAUGCGUGGAAAAUUAAAGGAUGAAUUGCAAGAGCAGUGGAUGAUCUGGUUUUACCUGUUCUGUGUUGUUUAUCAGUUAGGUUUUCUGUCUACUCAGGGAUGGUUUGGUGUGACUAAAGAUCAAGAUGAAGUCACGUGUGUGUAGUUUUAAUCUUCCUUUCUUACCAUGGUGUUUCUACAUGGCAUUUGUUAUCCAUCAUAUCAAGCUCAAGCUCGAGCUCAACGUUACCUGCCCAUUUUGGAUCAUGAGAUAGCCUAUUAGCAUCCAACGAGAUGAACUUUAACUGAUAUGAUAUGUACACAUUAUGCGGUACAAAAAUACGAUUAGGGGCCAAAUGACACUUAGGCCAUCUCUGAAGGAGGGCUAAAGGGUCAUGUUUAGCCUAUAGCACUGCAAGAAAUUAUAUUGUAAUGAACAGUAUCAUGUUAUAUUUUAUACCAUUUCCAACA